This is a messenger RNA of Plasmopara halstedii, 1212 nucleotides long. Its product is annotated as dna primase small subunit. Gene Ontology annotation, cellular component: alpha DNA polymerase:primase complex. Lineage: Eukaryota; Oomycota; Peronosporomycetes; Peronosporales; Peronosporaceae. The record is from RefSeq and is a predicted model, not a curated record. The transcript is spliced from 2 exons. The coding region runs from base 1 to 1212 and encodes 403 amino acids. Gene Ontology annotation, biological process: DNA replication, synthesis of primer.
AUGACUGUGAUUGAUGCAACAGGAGAGGAGCUUUUAUUUCGCCGUGAGCUAUCGUAUACUCUUGAAAACGACACAUACAUCCGGUACAAGGCCUUCCACAAUGCUGACGAACUCCAGAUGAGUAUGCGCAAGACGCUGCCUUUCAAAAUCGAUAUCGGCGCCAUCUUUUCGGUGUCUCCUGCUGACAAGGGCAAGGUCAGUGCCGCGAAUUUUACACCUGAGCAGCGCGAGCUCGUCUUUGAUAUCGAUUUAACAGACUACGAUGACAUCCGAACAUGCUGCGGAGGAGCCUCCAUUUGCAACCGCUGCUGGAAAUUUAUCAUUGCUGCUGUCAAGGUACUUGAUGGCUCAUUACGCGAGGACUUUGGCUAUGAACAUUUGUUAUGGGUUUACUCUGGACGUCGUGGUAUCCAUUGUUGGGUCGCAGACGAGCGGGCUCGUGAAUUAGAGAACGAGGCACGUUCAGCAGUGGUAGGGUACUUGUCGCUUGUGGAAGGAAAUGAGAAUUCAGCUCGAAAAGUCAAGCUACGUGAACCACUGCAUCCAUCGCUCGACCGGGCUUAUCGCCUGUUGGAACCAAUGUUCCAUGAUAUUAUCUUGUCAACCGAGGGUCAAGGAAUAUUGUGCUCAGAGAAGCAUUGGACGAAGCUGUUGGCUAUGGUGCCCGACGAAGACAUUCGGGCUAACAUGAUGCAUCGUUGGGGUGCUACAUAUUGCAAUACAAGCCCGGCUGAGAAGUGGCAGGAACUCCGAGAUUCUGUGGAUAAGCAGGUUUUGAAAAAUGCCAGCUCCGUGCGCAGUGGUAGCAACGUCAAGCGUCCUGCACCUAACAGUGAUGCAAACAAGCGUUUCGCAGCGGCUGAGCUGCGUGUAUGUCUUCAGGAAAUCGUGCUGGCGUAUCUUUACCCUCGAUUGGAUGCCAAUGUAUCCAAACAGCGGAAUCAUCUUCUAAAAAGUCCGUUUGCUGUCCACCCCAAGACAGGCCGCGUAUGCGUUCCUAUCGACGUUUCCAAUAUGGAGGCUUUUGAUCCAUUUACUGUACCCACUUUAGGCCAACUGCACGAGGAGCUGAAUUCUGACAAGUCUGCAACCAGUUUAAAACAGUAUGUGGAUUUCUUUGAAACAUCGUUUCUUAAGUCUUUAGAUGUGGCUGUCAAGCGAAAAAAACGCAAUGUUCGCGAGAGGGACGCAGCUAUGAAUGGUGACUGGUAG